Nelumbo nucifera (sacred lotus) is the source of this 1566-nucleotide messenger RNA. Its product is annotated as TLD-domain containing nucleolar protein. The record is from RefSeq and is a predicted model, not a curated record. Lineage: Eukaryota; Viridiplantae; Streptophyta; Magnoliopsida; Proteales; Nelumbonaceae.
AGAUUGAAGAGAGAGGAGCCAUUAGUCAUGGGCAAUGCUCAGUCACCCUCGAUUGAUCCACGCUUCACUUCGGCCACUCGCUCUUUCACUCAAAACGAGCUCGAAAAUCUAAAAUCUCUCUUUGUGUCCCUUGCCGCCCAAUCGCAAAGCAAUUGCAAAUUCAUCUCUCCCUCUGUUUUUAAGGCGUAUUUUAGAAUUCCUGGGUCUCUUGGGCAGAGAAUGUUUGAUUUGGUCACGCAGAAGCGAAACGAUCAGGAACUCACUUUUGAGGAUCUUGUAAUUACUAAAGGAAUCUAUGAGAAAGGAUCAAGAGAUGAAAUUGAGGAGUUCAUUUAUCAGUUAUUAGAUGUAACUGGGGAUGGCGUUUGGGGAAGGUUCGAUCUGGAAGCUGUUUUAAUUGCAGCCUUUGAUGCUAUUUUUCCUUCAAAGAAUGCUGAAACUGGAUUGAGUUCACAACAGUACAUCAUCCGUGUAUUUCUUAAUACUGCAAAAUUUUCGAAGCAAGUUGAAGGAUCUGCUGAGAAUAGUAUGUCCUUUGAAGAUUUCAAAAGUUGGUGUAGCUUUAUUCCAUCAGUGAGGAAGUUUCUUGGAAACUUGUUGAUGCCACCUGAUCCAGGGAGACUGGGUUUUCAAGUUCCUUCCCUGUUGCAUUCAGAAAGUGUAGAUUCUAACUUGCUAAUUCUAAGGAAAGAAUAUGCUUGGCAUAUAGGAGGGGCCCUUGCUCAAAAUGAACUGGAGGAAUGGAAACUUCUAUACCAUAGUUCUAUUGAUGGAUUUAGCUUCUACACAUUCUUAGGAAAAAUAUCAAUUGGAGAAGGGUCAACGGUUCUGAUAAUCAAGGAUAAAGAAGGUUAUAUAUAUGGAGGUUAUGCAUCUCAGCCUUGGGAGAGACAUGGUGAUUUCUAUGGGGAUAUGAAAUCAUUUAUAUUCCAGCUAUAUCCACAGGCAUCCAUAUUCCGCCCAACUGGAGCAAAUGGUAAUUUGCAGUGGUGUGCAGUGAAUUUCAGUUCAGAAAGCAUCCCCAAUGGACUUGGCUUUGGAGGAAGAGUGAAUCACUUUGGUCUUUUUCUCUCUGCAAGCUUUGAUCAAGGGCAUACAUUCACGUGUAGUACCUUUGGUAGCCCAUGUCUUUCGAAGUCAAACCAAGUAUAUCCAGAAGUGAUAGAAUGCUGGGGAGUUGUGAUUAAAGGUGUGCAAGAGGAGAAGUCUGACAUCAAAGGUACUGUUCUGGAGAGGUUUAAGGAGGACCGUCACAUGCUCAACUUGGUGGGGCUUGCAAAUUCUAGUGAGUGAAUGUGGCGAGUUCUCAUCCUCUUUUGAAAUGUCAAUCUGAUGCAAUGUCCUUGGUGGUUUGUUAUCAUGGAAAAAAAUCCCUCCACAAAAAUUGUAGAAAUCUGUGCAAUAUAUAUAUGAAAUACUUUGUUGUACAUUAGAUAUAUAGGUUAAUGAUUCUCUGUGGUCUUGCCAUGAUUGGUAGCAUUUGAUUUGGAUUUCCGCAUCUCCUUUUAAAGGUGAUUGCAAAAAUAACCUAUGUACAUUAGGGAUUUAUAUCAUUAUCUUAUAUCA